AUGUCGACCGAGCUCAGAGACUCCCUCAUCUACGAUUGCAACUACAACCUUUUCAUUGUCAAGACUAUGCUUCCGAACAUCAGAAAUAUUCAAGACAGGCAGACGGCGGUCCGAUGGCUAAGAUACCUCAAGACAGGCGCAAACACCAUCGACGAAAUGAAGUUACGGAACGACUUUAUGUAUUACUUGGUGCUAAACGUCCAAGAGGGCACCCUCAAGCCACCGUUUGACAAGCCUCCGCUUCCAGGCAGCUCUAUGAUGUCAAUGGCAAAUCUUCUGCCAGGAGUCUCGGAGGGAGGCGUCUGUGACAUAAACCCACCCAAGACAAUAAAAUCCGGCGACUCGGUGAUCGCGGGGGGAGCACAGAGGUCGGAGAUCAUGCGACGAUCGCCUGACGGCGGUGCGUUCUUGGCCUCUCAGCCCAUACCUGACGUCGGCGCCUUUUGCUACCUCUCAGUCAUCACCAAGAAGCCGAAGUGA
Messenger RNA from Neodiprion virginianus, 480 nucleotides. RefSeq lists its product as uncharacterized. NCBI's taxonomy places the organism in Eukaryota, Metazoa, Arthropoda, Insecta, Hymenoptera, Diprionidae. The transcript has 3 exons. The coding region runs from base 1 to 480 and encodes 159 amino acids. The record is from RefSeq and is a predicted model, not a curated record.